AUGUCUGACUUUACUUCAGACUCUGGCUUGGAUUCUGCCUCUGAUCGUGAAGGCCCUCAGGUGCCUUUCCGCAGCAGCCGCAGCGCCGCAAGACGUAGACGCAGAGUCCGUCAGAUGCAAGGACGGCGUCUCUAUGAAGCUGAUCUUCCUGACCAACACGAUGAUGACUCCGAUGAUGGCUCUGAAAGCGAGACUUCUGCGCAGUGGGCUACGACCCUUUACGCCACUCCCGAGCAGCUGAGAAACCUGCCUCCUCUUCCUCUCAAUCACUCAAACUACGUAACCGACAAUGCCGCUGCGUCUAACCCCAUCAACCCCUUCCUCGGCUCUCCUGUCCUUACAGAGUCUGAUUCGGAAGAUUCUGAGAAUGGCCUCAACAACGCUGUCUUUGAUGAUUCUGACAUCGAUGAGGCUGCUUCCGACAUCUCUGCGGAUAGUUUCGCCGACGUCGUCCUCGAUCCUCGUAUCCUCGAAGCAAUUGCUCCUGCAGAUUCUGGGCGAAACCCUAUCGUGAUCAAGUGCGCCCGCAUCAUUACCAGAAUGAGGGCCAGAAUUGCGGAGAAUCCUGUCAUCAUCACUCAAGAGCGCCGAAACGCCAUUAAGACCAUCGGCGAGAUCUUUCCGCUGCGCCGACUGACUUACGCUGGGGGCUUUUUCACUCGAUUCCAGCCCCUUGGCCUUUCACAUGAAGAAAUUCUUCUUGACGACGUAAAGGCCUCGUUGGCAAUGGAGCUGCAUUACAACGAACUGAUCGAGCGGUUCAAUAGCAUCAGGGAUCGUACGCAACAACUCAAUAACGAGGUCAGUGGCGAGGAGUUCCUUACUGACGAGGAGGACUAG
This is a messenger RNA of Colletotrichum fioriniae, 840 nucleotides long. RefSeq lists its product as uncharacterized. Lineage: Eukaryota; Fungi; Ascomycota; Sordariomycetes; Glomerellales; Glomerellaceae. The record is from RefSeq and is a predicted model, not a curated record.